Messenger RNA from Cariama cristata (Red-legged seriema), 2261 nucleotides. Its product is annotated as methionine synthase. The record is from RefSeq and is a predicted model, not a curated record. The annotation marks the transcript as partial. The transcript is spliced from 20 exons. Gene Ontology annotation, molecular function: methionine synthase activity; cobalamin binding; zinc ion binding. Gene Ontology annotation, biological process: pteridine-containing compound metabolic process. Lineage: Eukaryota; Metazoa; Chordata; Aves; Cariamiformes; Cariamidae.
CCCAGAAAAGCAUGGAAUAUGAAAUUGAAUCAAUUCUGCAGGAGCGGAUAAUGGUUUUGGAUGGAGGCAUGGGUACCAUGAUCCAGCAACAUGCCCUGUCAGAAGAGGAUUUCCGAGGGCAUGAAUUUAAAGAUCAUUCCAGGCCUUUGAAAGGCAAUAAUGACCUUCUCAGUAUAACUCAACCUGAUAUAAUCUGUGACAUACACAAGGAGUACUUGCUGUCAGGUGCUGACAUCAUUGAAACUAACACUUUCAGCAGCACCCGAGUUGCACAAGCUGACUAUGGCCUUGAGCAUUUGGCAUAUCAGUUAAACAGAGUCUCUGCGAAGGUGGCCAGAAAAGCAGCAGAUGAUGUAACUGUUCAGACAGGAAUUAGGAGAUAUGUUGCUGGAGCCAUGGGUCCAACAAACAGGACACUCUCUGUGUCACCAUCUGUGGAGAGACCAGAUUAUAGGAACAUAACUUUUGAUGAACUGGUUGAAGCCUAUAAGGAACAAGCCAAAGGACUUUUGGAUGGAGGAGUUGAUAUCUUGUUAGUGGAAACUAUAUUUGAUACAGCCAAUGCCAAGGCAGCUCUUUUUGCACUCCAGACAUUGUUUGAGGAAGAGUAUGCUCCCCGACCCAUAUUUGUUUCUGGAACCAUUGUGGAUAAGAGUGGGCGUACCCUCUCAGGCCAGACAGGGGAGGCAUUUGUCAUUAGUGUUUCCCACAGUAAACCACUUUGUAUCGGCUUAAAUUGUGCUUUAGGGGCAGUUGAAAUGCGACCGUUCAUUGAAACAAUUGGAAAAUGUACAACAGCCUACAUCAUCUGUUACCCCAACGCAGGUCUUCCCAAUACUUUUGGUGGUUAUGAUGAAACUCCAGAAGUGACUGCCAGGCAUCUGAAGAAUUUUGCUUUGGAUGGUUUGGUCAACAUAGUUGGAGGUUGCUGUGGUACUACACCAGCACAUAUCAGGAAAAUUGCCGAAGCUGUGAAAUUCUGUAAGCCUCGUGUUCCACCUUCUCUCUCUCAAGGAUACAUGCUGCUGUCAGGUCUGGAACCAUUCAGGAUUGGGCCAUACACGAACUUCGUUAAUAUUGGUGAACGUUGCAAUGUUGCAGGAUCACGGAAGUUUGCUAAACUCAUCAUGGCAGGCAACUAUGAAGAAGCCCUGAGUGUAGCCAAAUUACAAGUUGAGAUGGGGGCCCAGGUUCUUGACAUCAACAUGGAUGAUGGGAUGCUGGAUGGCCCUGCUGCAAUGACCAGAUUUUGUAACUUGAUUUCUUCAGAACCUGAUAUUGCAAAGGUGCCGUUAUGCAUUGACUCCUCAAAUUUUUCAGUGAUUGAAGCAGGUUUGAAAUGUUGCCAAGGGAAAUGCAUUGUAAACAGCAUCAGUCUGAAGGAAGGUGAGGAAGACUUUUUGGAGAAAGCAAGGAAAAUUAAGUUGUAUGGAGCAGCUGUGGUUGUCAUGGCUUUUGAUGAAAUGGGGCAGGCAACAGAAACAGAAACCAAGAUUGCAAUCUGUUCCAGAGCUUAUCACCUCCUUGUGGAAAAAGUGCAAUUCAAUCCAAAUGAUAUAAUAUUCGACCCUAAUAUUUUGACCAUAGGAACUGGCAUGGAAGAACAUAACCUGUAUGCCAUGAAUUUUAUCAAUGCUACUAAAACCAUAAAAGAAACACUGCCGGGAGCCAGGAUAAGCGGAGGUCUUUCCAAUCUGUCUUUCUCCUUUCGAGGAAUGGAUGCCAUUCGAGAAGCAAUGCAUGGGGUGUUCCUUUACCACGCAAUUAAGUAUGGCAUGGACAUGGGAAUUGUGAAUGCUGGGAAUCUGCCAGUGUAUGACGAUAUCCAUAAGGAAUUGCUGCAGCUGUGCGAGAAUCUAAUCUGGAACAAAGAUCCUGAUGCGACAGAGAAACUCUUACAUUAUGCUCAGAAUCAUGCCCAAGGAGGAAGAAAAGUUGUACAGACUGAUGAGUGGCGGAAAAGCUCUGUGGAGGAAAGGCUGGAAUAUGCUCUCAUAAAGGGCGUUGAGAAGUAUGUCACCGAAGAUACAGAAGAAGCAAGAUUAAAUCAGGAAAAAUAUCCUAGACCUCUAAAUGUGAUUGAAGGGCCCUUGAUGAAUGGCAUGAAAAUUGUUGGUGAUCUUUUUGGUGCUGGAAAGAUGUUUCUGCCUCAAGUGAUAAAGUCUGCUCGAGUUAUGAAGAAAGCAGUUGGCCACCUUAUUCCCUAUAUGGAAAAAGAAAGAGAGGAAAGGAGAGCCAAACGAGGCAGCGUAGAGGAAGAG